Arvicola amphibius (Eurasian water vole) is the source of this 2322-nucleotide messenger RNA. RefSeq names its product non-structural maintenance of chromosomes element 3 homolog. Bases 1262 to 2224 code for a protein of 320 amino acids. Gene Ontology annotation, biological process: negative regulation of transcription by RNA polymerase II. The transcript has 2 exons. Lineage: Eukaryota; Metazoa; Chordata; Mammalia; Rodentia; Cricetidae. The record is from RefSeq and is a predicted model, not a curated record. Gene Ontology annotation, cellular component: nucleus.
GGCGUGUGUCAAUGUCAGCUGAUAGGAUCCCUACAGGGUCCCCUCAUCCAAGCUCUUGGAACGCGCAGGCCGUGGCCAGCUGUAGGAUUCUUGUGUGUCCCAGCUGAGGAUCACUAUGGAGGAGCUUCAUCAGGAGGCUGGGAAAGAGAGCAAGGGUUUCUCCGUGUAACAGCCCUGACUGUCCUGGAACUCACUCUGUAGACCCUCACAGAGAUUUGCCAGCCUCUGCCUCCCGAGUGCAAUUAAAAGCGUGGGCCACCACCACCACCAGGCUGGACUUCAAUACUUUAAUAGCAAGACUUUGGUCAUCAACCUCAGAAGGAGUAACCAGAUAAAGGAACGGACCUUGGGGGUUAGCUUUAGGAAUGUAAUCUCAUGGUUUUUAGCUAGACAGAGGGAAUGGCGGCAGGGCAAGGCCUGCUAGAGCUGUGCUCUAGCUCGUGCUCGCCAUGCUUGAGCUGGGCAGAGCCCCUCAGAGACAGAGACACCUUCCAUGGGAGAUGUGUGAAGAUCAGAGGACAGCCUUGGGGAUUCUGAUUCCUUUCCCCACAUGGGUUCCAGUUCCAGAAAGCAAACUCAGAUCACCAGGCUUUAUGCACCAAGUGUUUUUACCCACUGAACCAUUCUCCAUUACAUACAUUGGCAGAUGGAGGCAUGAUGAGGAGUCCGAGGCUGUCAUCAGCUACAUAGGGCAUUGUCUCCAAAGAACAAAAGCAAAAACUUACGUGUAUUUUAUCACCCCUCCCAAAUUGUCAAAAACAUUGAGAGAAAGGGAGAAGAGUUUGACCGAUGGCUCAUGCCAGUAAACCCAGCCACUUCCGGUGGUUAGACAGACAGGGCAGCCAGCUGGCUCAGACUGCCAAGCCUGAUGAUCUGAGUUCAAGCCCCCAAACCACUUGGUGGAAGGCAGGAACUGAUUCCUUCCAAGUUGUCCCCUGACUGCCACAUGUUGCCCCCAUAAAUAAGUGAAUGUCAAUUUUUAAAAUAGUUUUUAAACAGAAAACUAAGCCUUAACGAUAGCUGCUUGCUAGCCUGUGCAGGACCUUGGGUCCAUCAGCAACAUUGCAAGAGAAAGGAGAAAGAUAUACCAGGACGCAAACCGUAAAAUAUGAUCAAAUUAAAUUAAUGUGUCAGGAUGGUAGGUCUUUAGCAAGGCAGUAUUCCAGGAAUGUAAGGUGUUCGGCAUUUGGAACCAGCCAAUGAGAUCCAGCACAAAUCCAACCGGGAAGCUUGGUUUGUCGUCGCGCACACCCCCCCCCCCAUGCCGCCGCCCCCGCCCCCUACCCCUCGCGGGCGCCUGGUGCAAACGACCCCCAAUCGCCCGGUGCUGCCAGUUACAGGAGCAUCUCUCCGCCGCCUGCUCAUGUUACAAAAGCCGAGGAGCAGGAGCCUCCCUGGUGCCCAGCCUGGGAGUGGCAGCGACCGUGAUCUGGGUGCCUCUGGGGAGUUCCCGAGUGGGCCCGGACGCCCCGAUGCCUCGCAGGGCAGUGCAGGCGCCUUGUCGCCGAGCUCCCGCCCGGCUCAGGCCACUCCCGCCCCGGAACUCCGGACCCAGAAGCAGCUGGAAUUGAAGGUGGCAGAGCUGGUGCAGUUCUUGCUGAUUAAGGACCAGCGGAAGAUCCCCAUCAAGCGGUCCGGUAUCCUGAAGCACGUCAUCCGUGACUACAAGGACAUCUUCCCAGACCUGCUCAAGCUGGCUGCAGAGCGGCUCCACUAUGUGUUCGGGUACAAACUGGUAGAACUCGAACCCAAGAGCAACGCCUACAUCCUCAUCAACACCCUGGAGCCAGUGGAGGAGGAUGCUGAGAUGAGAGGCGACCAGGGAACGCCCACCACCGGCCUCCUGAUGAUUAUUUUAGGGCUCAUCUUUAUGAAUGGCCACAGCAUCCCGGAAACCGAAGUCUGGGAUUUUCUUCGUCGUUUGGGGGUGUAUCCCACCAAGAAGCAUUCAGUUUUCGGAGAUCCGAAGAAACUCAUUACUGAAGACUUCGUGAGACAGCGUUACCUGGAGUCCCGACGGAUACCCCACACAGAUCCCGUGGACUGUGAGCUCCAGUGGGGUCCACGAGCAAAUCUGGAAACCAGCAAGAUGAAAGUUCUUAAAUUUGUGGCCAAAGUCCACAAUCAAGAUCCCAAAAACUGGCCCACGCAGUACUGUGAAGCUUUGGCAGACGAGCAGAGCAGGGUCAGACCGGAACCCAGUGGUCCAGUCCCGGCUUCUUGAAAUAAAUGCUUGGGAUUCUCAAGUUCAAGGUGGAAGAAUAGGAAAUAUGGGGAGGGGAGAAGCAUAUUUCCACAAUAAUUAAAGUGUAUUAUCUUUAA